Tribolium castaneum (red flour beetle) is the source of this 594-nucleotide messenger RNA. RefSeq names its product cuticular protein analogous to peritrophins 1-B (gene Cpap1-b). NCBI's taxonomy places the organism in Eukaryota, Metazoa, Arthropoda, Insecta, Coleoptera, Tenebrionidae. Gene Ontology annotation, molecular function: chitin binding. Gene Ontology annotation, cellular component: extracellular region. The record is from RefSeq and is marked provisional.
AUGAAUUAUUUAACGUGCGUUUUACACACUGUGAUAGUAAUUUUAGGAUAUUUUCUUAUUACAGACGGUUUCGAGCAAAAAUCCAGCGUGAAAAAAGCUCGAGCGUCGGCCCCACCGCCUGACGAACCUUCGAACAACGUCGGGAGCGAAUACGACGAAAGAAACAACGCACUGGAUACAAAAUACGUCCCUCCGGGCUUCGUCAGCCCUUCAGUACUCGAGUACUUGGAACUAGGAAAAUCAAUUCCUGGACGUCCUGGAACCGAUUAUCCCAUCCUAGGAAGGGUUCCAUACACGAAUUUCUAUUGCGAUGAACAACCGUAUCCCGGAUUUUACGCUGAUGAAGAGACAAGAUGCCAAACAUGGCAUUAUUGUGACAUCGAUGGUCGACAAACGACAUUCUUGUGUCCCAAUGGUACCCAAUUUAGUCAAUUAGUGUUCGUUUGUGAUUGGUGGUUCAAUGUACGAUGUGACUUAAGCUCAAAAUUGUAUGUCAUCAAUAGCAGGUUGUAUGGACGGCCGAAAUUAGACCCGACACGGCCGCAUCGGACCAUCACGAAGCAAUUAUUAGAAGAAAUUUUUAACGAUGAAUGA